AUGGACAAAUUACAAAUAAAGAAUCAGAAUAAAGUAAAGCUCUCGGAAGAGAAACCGACGACAAGCAAAACACCUGUUGCUAUUGCUCCAGAGAUUCUUACAUCUAAGAAAGAUGGAAGUGAAGUGAUUUCUCUCAGUCUUACCGACCAAAAUCAUAACAAUAAACCAGGUACAAAUUACAACAAUCGUACUAAUGGUAAGCCGAGCGGUAUAGGUAUAGAUAUCCGCAAGAAACAUGCUGGCGAUUAUCAAGCUACGAAUGAUGGAGCAACAAAGCCAUUGGAUUCGAUGAUCGUCGAUACUCAGCCGAUACAGAAAUCAUGGCAAACAGUGAUGACCGGAGCUAAAGAGUAUCAGCAAUACCAUCAUCAAGUUAUGGCACACAUGCUGCAGAAUGGAUAUUCACCAACUUACGUGCAGAUCAUUGCAUUUAAGAUGAUGACAGCAUCUGUAGUACGAUCACAAGUAACUGAAGCAAGUACUGACUUCGAAAUGCGACGUGGGAAACCUUGCUACUGGAAAGGCGAAUUACCACCUCGUAAUUACUGUAAUCCAGUGUUCUCCAGCAAAGUUUUCAUUGGUGGUGUUCCGUGGGAUAUUACAGAACCUGCACUUCUUGACUCAUUUUCGAAAUACGGUUCGUGCAGAGUAGAAUGGCCUAGUAAAGAGUCGCGCCAUGCACGCAUAAAUCCACGACGGGCCAAAAUUACUGGUUACGUAUAUAUGAUUUUCGAAAAUGAUCUGGCGGUGAAGAAACUGUUGCAAGAUUGCUCUCAAGAGUUUGGAACAGCUGGUGAAUGGUAUUUUAAGUUGACAGCACGACGAGCCAGUGGAUUAGAAAUCAGACAGGUGCAAGUUAUUCCAUGGGUAAUAACAGAUGCCUCAUAUAUUCUCAAUCCGAAUAUUCCUCUGGAACCCAAGAAGACAGUAUUCGUUGGAGCCUUGCAUGGCAUGAUUACGGCACAGGUUCUAUUUUCCAUCAUGAGAGAUGUCUACGGUGAUGUACUUUUCGUUGGAAUCGAUACAGAUCGUCAAAAGUAUCCUAUAGGCAGUGCACGAGUCACGUUUUCAACUCAGUCAGCUUAUUUCCGUGCGAUCGAAUCCGGUUAUCUUGAAAUUCACACUUCGAAAUUCACCAAAAAAGUACAGAUUGAUCCAUUCCUGGAAGAUGCCAAAUGCUCGCAGUGUGAAUGUGUUCAGGGUCCAUAUUUUUGCCGCGAAAAAAGCUGUUUCAAGUAUUUUUGUCUUCAAUGUUGGGAGGUCCGUCAUGCACUGACUGGUCCGUAUGGUGGCCAUAAACCAAUGAUUCGCACACAUCGUCGAUCGGUGCAGUCGGAAUCUUACAUCUCGUACAGCGCUGCUAAUUGCACUGUUUCAUAUGAUCCACGCACCGUUGUAUCGCGACAGUAUUUUGGCACUGUUACAUCUGAGAUUGGGAUUCAAAUGAAUAUACGACCGCCAAUUCCUGAGCAUAUUACAAAAAUUGCCAAACCUCCAAGUGUGAACCUGACGUUUAGACAGCCAACAUAUCUGUUGCCUACUUAUCCCAACCAGCCUCUUAAGCAAGUGCAGGUAGGCACACCUGCAAAUCAACCUCCUAUCGUUUGGGUGCCACCUACAAAUCAACCUCCCAUCUCUUCAUAUGAAAGCAGGUUAAAAGCACGAACUCUAAAUUCAUUCCGUUGCGUUCCAUGCAUUGUUUCAAACUCCUCAGGCACUCGCAAUGGACACGACCACAGUGACUCGUCUCUUCGUAUGGAAAAUAUUGCUGACGGAACGUUAUCUGCGGCGUCCAUGUCAUCGAGCUCUCCGAGCGUUGAAACUGUUUCAGCCAAUGCUCUGUAA
Messenger RNA from Loa loa (African eye worm), 1845 nucleotides. Its product is annotated as cytoplasmic polyadenylation element binding protein 3. Gene Ontology annotation, biological process: negative regulation of cytoplasmic translation. The transcript is spliced from 12 exons. Bases 1 to 1845 code for a protein of 614 amino acids. Gene Ontology annotation, cellular component: neuron projection; synapse; nucleus. Gene Ontology annotation, molecular function: mRNA 3'-UTR binding; mRNA regulatory element binding translation repressor activity; translation factor activity, RNA binding. Lineage: Eukaryota; Metazoa; Nematoda; Chromadorea; Rhabditida; Onchocercidae. The record is from RefSeq and is a predicted model, not a curated record.